Molecule: messenger RNA, 1629 nt
Organism: Lottia gigantea (owl limpet)
Lineage: Eukaryota; Metazoa; Mollusca; Gastropoda; Lottiidae
Exons: 6
Coding region: 1-1629 (542 amino acids)
Biological process (GO): protein ubiquitination
Cellular component (GO): Cul4-RING E3 ubiquitin ligase complex; SCF ubiquitin ligase complex
Molecular function (GO): protein binding
Source: RefSeq, a predicted model, not a curated record
AUGUGUGAAACUAUUAUAGAACAUUUUCCCGACUCAAUAUUACUUCAUAUAUUCUCCUUUUUAAAUGGACCUGAUUUGUGCAGCUCGGCACAAGUUUGUAAGCGUUGGAGAAACGUAGCAUACGAUGACAGUUUAUACAGAAACCUAUUAAAAAGUUUAUAUAAAAUAGAUGUUAAAAAUGGUUUAGCUAACGAUAAAGAAAGUUGGAGAAGUGAAUAUAAGAGAUUAUUUUAUCAUUGUCCUACUGUGUGGAGUGAAGAAUUAUUAGAACACACAGAUGAAGUUUUACAUGUCAGUUUCUCACACAAUGGUCUUUUCUUUUCAACAACUUCUAAAGAUUGUUCUGUUAAGGUAUGGGAAGUGGGUUAUCCUACCAAGAUGAAAUAUGAUUAUCAGUUUGGUAAAGAUUUUUUAUGGGAUUUUACUCAGUUUUCCUGUUUUAAUGGUGAUGAUACGAAGCUGCUGGUAUCCAGUGUUAGAAGUAGCGUUGUUGAUAGGAGAGGAUAUGUAGCCAUAUUGUCACUAGAAAAAAAUUUUGAGCUGUUAAAGAUAGUCAAUAUGGAUCCAUCACAGUUGUUUGGAGCCUGGUUAAAUUCUGAAACUUUUCUUGGUGGAUCUUUACAUAUCAAUCUAGAAAAUCAGGGAGCUUUAGUGAAUAAUAAUGAUAAAUACGAACCUGUAGAGGAUGAUGUAACUGGACAGGUGUUGUUUACGUUUUCUAAUGAGACAGCUAGUUUGAUUAAAUGUUUAAUGGUGUUUAAAAAUCAUACUUCACACUGUAUGAGUUGUGCUUCAAACUCAGAACCAAUGAGGAAGAACCCAUCUGAGGAAGAUUCAAACUGCUACCUCGCUAGUAAUGGACAUGAUGAUAUUUGUAAAUGCUGUGGUAAAUUAAGCAGUGAUUCCAAGAAAGACAACUCUGUUUCAUCUGCUGAAGGCCAUUCUUUCAAAUCUAACUGUGAUACUCGCCUACUCUACGUGACUGGUAAUUUUUCCGUUGCUUUACAUCAGAUAGGAGUGAAUACUAUUCCCUCUGACUUGUCCCACCAUUCAGCUACUGAAGACUUAAAUAGUGACGAUAUUGGACACAUGGUGAUGCACCUGGGUAAAAAUGAAAUUGAGAUACAACCAAAUCGUAAACCAGACUCGUGGGAUCAGAUGAUAGAUCUAAAUGGACAUGUUACUGGAUUAUGUCUUUCAGAUAAUAAAAGGUAUUUAUAUGUAAAUUGCCGACCAUGGGUAGGUAAGGUAGAUAGAGAGGAUCCAUGGAGUACACCUUUACUGUCAGAAGAUAUUGAAGUACGUGUGAUUGAUCUACAUACUCUAACUGAUACGGGUAUUCGAUAUACUGGACAUAAGGGACUAUCACCAUCUACUAUGUGUUGUUUUGUUUUCUUACAUACUAGUCAUGAUUAUGUUGCAAGUGGAAGUGAAGAUAGCCAAGGGUAUUUAUGGGAUAAACAUUAUAGAUGUCUGUUAUCAACCUUUCAACACGGAGAAGGUGUCGUCAAUGCUGUUGCUUUUAACCCCCGUGAUCAGGAAUAUCUUGUUACUGUUAGUGAUGACCAUUCAAUACAAAUAUGGAGAUCAAAAUAUAAAAUGUCAAAGUUGCCAAAGCUGACAGAAUAA